AUGCCUCCAAGGUCCUCUGCAGCAAACUUGUGUCACAGUCUCACUUGCAGUCUAACUCGCCCUUAUCCUGAUUUGUUGUUACGUACGAUCGUGACUCGUCCUAGCCCCGUCCGAUCCCAAUCGUCUCCGAAUUCCUCCGUUCAUUGGCGCUCUUUCUCCCACUCCGCUCCUACUUUCACCACGAUCAUGACUCAGAUCGAACGCAUUACAGAGAAUCUUCAGAAGCCGGAGCUUGAUGAUCGUUCGUACAGGGUGAUUCGUUUGCCGAACAAGCUUGAAGCACUGCUAGUCCACGAUCCCGAUACCGAUAAAGCCAGUGCCGCCGUCAAUGUCAAUGUGGGCAACUUCUCCGAUGAGGAUGACAUGCCAGGGAUGGCUCAUGCCGUAGAGCAUUUGUUGUUUAUGGGCACAAAAAAGUACCCCAAGGAAAAUGCAUACAACCAGUACCUAGCAUCCCACUCUGGUUCUUCCAAUGCUUACACAGCUGCCACCGAGACGAACUACUUCUUUGAAGUCGCCGCAACGGGCGAUUCUAGUGCCCCGAAGACCGAUGGAGAUAGCACCCCCGCCGAGGCAACAAAUGGUAACAAUGGUGUUCUGUCAAAUGGGUCAGAGAGCAAGUCGCCUUUGUAUGGUGCCUUGGAUCGAUUUGCCCAGUUUUUCGUCUCCCCACUGUUCUUAGAGUCUACCCUAGAGCGUGAGCUGCAGGCGGUGGAUUCGGAGAAUAAAAAGAACCUCCAGAGUGACCUGUGGCGGUUGAUGCAACUGAACAAGUCUCUCUCGAACCCUAAACAUCCCUACAGUCACUUCUCAACUGGUAAUCUGCAGACUUUGAAGGAAGAUCCGCAAAAGCGUGGUCUGGAAGUCCGCAGUGAGUUCAUUCGUUUCUAUGAGAAGCACUACUCAGCCAACCGUGCGAAGCUUGUUGUUCUUGGGCGUGAAUCCCUGGACACCCUGGAGCAGUGGGUUUCCGAGCUGUUCUCUGAUGUUGAGAACAAGAACCUUGCCCAGAACCGCUGGGAUGAUGUCCAGCCCUUCACCGAGAAGGAUAUGUGCACCCAGGUGUUUGUGAAGCCCGUGAUGGACACUCGCUCCAUGGAUUUAUACUUCCCCUUCCUUGACGAGGAGGAUUUGCACGACACCCAGCCCAGCCGGUAUAUCAGUCACCUGAUUGGCCACGAGGGCCCAGGUAGUGUCCUCUCCUACCUCAAGGCGAAGGGCUGGGCCAACGGCCUUUCUGCAGGCGCUAUGCCCAUUUGUGCUGGAGCAGCGUUCUUCACGGUCUCCGUGCGCCUGACUCCCGAGGGACUGAAUAAGUACCAGGAAGUUGCUAAUGUUGUUUUCGAAUAUAUUGCGAUGAUCCAGCAGCGUGAGCCUGAACAAUGGAUCUUCGAUGAGAUGAAGAAUCUCGCCGAGGUGGACUUCCGUUUCAAGCAGAAGACCCCGGCCAGUCGCUUCACCAGCCGCCUGAGCAGUGUGAUGCAGAAGUCACUGCCCAGCGAAUGGCUGCUGAGUGGGUCUCUACUGCGACGAUUUGAUCCCGAUCUGAUCAAGAAGGCUCUCAGCUACCUCCGAGCGGACAACUUCCGUCUUGUGAUUGUGUCACAGGAAUUCCCAGGUACUUGGGACCAGAAGGAGAAGUGGUAUGGCACCGAAUACAAGGUCGAGAAGAUCCCUCAGCAAUUCUUGGGUAGUCUUCAGAAGGCUUUGGAGUCGACUGAAGCUUCCCGUACUUCCAACGUGCACCUUCCUCACCACAACGAGUUCGUGCCUACCCGACUUUCCGUGGAAAAGAAGGAAGUCGCCGAGCCGAGCAAAACCCCUAAGCUGAUCCGCCAUGACGAUCGUGUGCGUCUGUGGUUCAAGAAGGAUGAUCGCUUCUGGGUACCCAAGGCCACUCUUGAGGUCACCCUUCGUAACCCUCUGGUUUGGGCUACCCCUAACAACCUCAUCAAGACCAAGCUAUACAGCGAGUUGGUGAGAGACUCGUUGGAUGAGUACUCCUACGAUGCUGAGCUUGCUGGUCUUGACUACCAUCUAUCAGCCAAUAUCUUGGGUUUGGAUAUCUCUGUCAGUGGAUACAAUGACAAGAUGUCGCUCCUCCUGGACAAGGUUCUCAACACUAUGCGUGGACUGCAGGUCAACAAGGACCGCUUUAACAUCAUCAAAGAGCGUCUGACGCGGGCCUUUCGUAACGCCGAGUACCAACAGCCUUACUACCAGGUCGGCGACUACACUCGAUACCUCCUUGCCGAGCGCAGCUGGGUCAACGAGCAGUACCUCGAGGAACUGGAGCACGUUGAAUGCGAGGAUGUGGUCAACUUCUUCCCUCAGCUGAUUGAACAGACCCACAUUGAAGUUCUAGCUCAUGGAAAUCUGUACAAGGAGGAUGCCCUGCGCAUGACGGAUUCCAUCGAGAAGAUCUUGGAAGGCCGCCCUCUUCCCCAGUCGCAGUGGUAUUUGCGCCGCAACAUGACCCUGCCUCCCGGUACCAACUUCACAUACCCCCGUUCCCUCAAGGAUCCAGCCAACGUCAACCACUGUAUCGAGUACUAUCUGUACAUCGGACUUUUCUCUGAUGAAUCUCUGCGUUCGAAGCUCCAGCUGUUUGCCCAGAUGACCGACGAACCCGCAUUCGACCAGCUGCGCAGCAAGGAGCAGCUCGGUUACGUGGUUUGGAGUGGCGCGCGUUACAACGCCACUACUCUGGGCUACCGAGUUAUCAUCCAGAGUGAGCGCACUGCCCAGUACCUUGAGUCUCGCAUUGAAUCCUUCCUCCGUGAGUUUGGACCUAUUCUCGAGAACAUGCCUGAGGAAGAAUUCGAUGGCCACAAGCGCAGUGUUGUGAACAAGCGUUUGGAAAAGCUCAAGAACCUGAGCUCCGAGACUGGUCGUUACUGGUCGCAUGUUGGAUCUGAGUACUUCGAUUUCCUGCAACAUGAAACCGAUGCCGCCAACGUGCGCAGUCUUUCUAAGGCUGACCUCGUUGCUUUCUACCGUCAAUAUAUCGAUCCCUCUUCCGCCACGCGCGCCAAGCUCGCCAUCCACCUGAACGCCCAGGCUGGUGAACAAGUCGAUGCGCAACCAUCUGAGCAGCGCAGCCGCCUUGUCGCCGCGCUGAACAAGCAGUUAGCAACCGCCGGUGUCUCUGUUGACGCCACUCGAUUCGCCUCCGCGUUCGAAGAGGUUGAGACCAAGGUCGUUGACAAGUCCCAGGUCUUGUUUGUUGUGAAGAACUUCCUCGCCAGCGAACAGAGUCUGUCGCAGAAGCAGAUUGAGCCCGUCCUCGAGAAGCUCGGCCAGACCAUCAGUCUUCAACUCACGGAGCUGGGACUUGGCUCUAAUGUCGAUGAGAAGGAUGCUGCCAACGGCAGCGUGCCCAAGGCAAUCUUCAUCACCGAUGUCCCUACUUUCAAGGCUAGUCUGCCAGUCAGCACUGGUCCCAUUCCUGUCACUGAUCUGUCAGAGUAUGAGGAUUUUGAUGCCAAACUUUGA
Penicillium salamii is the source of this 3495-nucleotide messenger RNA. Lineage: Eukaryota; Fungi; Ascomycota; Eurotiomycetes; Eurotiales; Aspergillaceae. The record is from the annotation of a GenBank genome assembly.